UUUCCCGAGGCGAGCCGUGCGAGCGGCAGUGCGAGCACGGGAAUCGACGGCGUCGCACCACGACGACCGCGCGUUCUCUCGAGAUCAGCUAAGUCUCUGAGUGCGUCCGACGGGAUAUAGGUGAGAGGAUGUCGGCGAAAGGUGGAAGGAGCCGCCGCUUGGAGGGAAACGAUGAAGAUCAGCGCCGUAUCCGAUAAGGAUACAGUCUCAGUAUUUUGCCGAUCUUCUCGCCGCUGAAACGGCCCACCUCCGCUCUCUGCGGGAGAAUUAACUCUGCGAGUAAUUACGGCGACGAGGCUCUCGCGAACACGAGACGAGUUCGUCUCUCCUUUCCGCGAAGGAAGGAAAGAAGGAAGGAAGGAAGGAUUCUGCGGAUUCCCACUUUUGGCCAGCGACCAGAGGCCAGCGCGAAACGUCGGAUAAUAAACUCGGCCAGACUCGGCCGCGACAACGACAACGACAACGACAACGACAACGACAACGUGUAGAAGAAAAGCUCGGGAGAGUGCUGCGGCGAUUCGUUCGCAGGACAGCGCGAUCCGAUGAGAAUUUUUUUUUCACCAAGGCGCCUGGUUGUCUCGUUAAGCCGCGAAAGCGACGCGCGAACGCUCCCGGAGCACAAAGGCCGAGCAACAUUAUUGAAUCCCAGGUGGGAGGGGGUUCAAUGCAAAAGCCUCGGGGCGUCGCGCGAGGAGGCGGCACCCUUUGUGCCGCCGCGUCGGAGUCCAGGAGUCGGGGACUUUAUCCAGUCGACAAUGAUCGAUCUAUUAAUUCCGCAGUCAGCGGGUACAUCUGCUGAGGAGACGCCGCGAAGAGAGAGAGAGUAAAAGGGGGAGAGAGAGAGAGAAACGCAGCGUGAAGUGAGAAAAAAGAGUCGUCGCGGCGCACGUGGGACGUGGAUCUGUCUCUCGGGUUCGCGGGUUGCGAUCGAAAUCACGUCGCGCAUUAAUCGUCGGCGGGAUCGUAAUGAAGCGCCGCGACGCCGCCGGCGAAGACGAAGCGUAACAGGAGGAGGAGAGCGCGGACGCGCGUCAACGGUUUUCCCGAUGCGACGACACGUGAGUGCCGUCACGCCGGAUGAACCGAGGACGAUUCGCAGGUGACCCCCAGCCCCCGAGAGCUCGAUCUGCUUUCGCCGCGGUGAAAACGUGCCCAAUGUGCCGGAAAAGUCCUAACGCCGCACGUGGCCGCGAUCCGCCGUGGCCGGAUCGAUCGUCGCCUCGCCGCUACGGAGGAGUCCUGUGCGUCCUCCUGCUACUAAUCGGGAUGUUGCUCGGUUGCGAGGCCGGAGGUAACGGUACGCCAGAUGUUUAUAGGAUACUCGGAGGUAGCGGAACGCGCCACGCGGAUUACGAUUAUCCGCGUAUGAGCGAGAUGGACGAUGCGAGACAGCAAGGAGAUCUUUAUAUCGGUCGCAGCGGCGACCCGUGGACCAGUGUCUCCUCGGCUCACAAUUACGAGAAAGAUAUUCUCGUGCGCGUACCGCCGUCGGCGAACCACACGAACGCGCUUAUACCUGUCGCUUUCAGAAGCGCCGUUAAGGAGACGUCUACUCGUGCGAGAUUCAAGCGAGGAGUAAUACAUCUUUAUAACAUGGUGGUGUGUGCCACAGGAUGUAAUCCUUUGGCCUACAAGGGAUACGGUUGUUACUGCGGAUUCCUUGGAUCCGGUUACGUCAUCGACGGUAUCGACCAGUACGUUAUUCAUUCGUGCUGCAAGAUGCACGAUUGGUGUUACGACGCCACAGAAUGCCCAAUGUUCUCGGAGUACUUCGUACCGUAUUACUGGAGAUGUUACCGCGGUUACAAGCCCAUUUGCGCGGUUGAACACGGCGACUGGGGAGGGUCUGGAUCUUGCGCUCAGCGUUUGUGCGAAUGCGAUCGUUCGUUAGCCGAAUGCCUGAAGAGAUACCCAUGCCCCACUACCAAAGCAGUUUGUACCUCGUCGCCUUGGAGACUCGUGCAGAAUCUCUUUAUGAUUAUUUGAAUGUCCCGCUUAUCUCGAAGAUAGCGUCAAUUCAAAUUUUCAAAAGUGCAAUAAAAAGAUGGCUUUAUGGUCUCGAGAAUUCGACAUACCGCGCUUUCACGAUAAACGAACGUGAAUAUCGCAAUCGUGCGAUUAACUCACAGGGACAAGGAUAAUACAACGUGUACUGCGAUGCCAAAGAGAGAAUGCUGACCGUAUCAGCGAGCGUUUUCUAUGUGUGAAACGAGUUACAUGAACGAACAUUGAUCAACAACGAUUAUCAUUCUA
This is a messenger RNA of Harpegnathos saltator (Jerdon's jumping ant), 2253 nucleotides long. RefSeq lists its product as uncharacterized. Gene Ontology annotation, biological process: arachidonate secretion; phospholipid metabolic process; lipid catabolic process. Gene Ontology annotation, molecular function: A2-type glycerophospholipase activity; calcium ion binding. The transcript has 5 exons. The record is from RefSeq and is a predicted model, not a curated record. The coding region runs from base 1078 to 1986 and encodes 302 amino acids. Lineage: Eukaryota; Metazoa; Arthropoda; Insecta; Hymenoptera; Formicidae.